Molecule: messenger RNA, 3074 nt
Organism: Cyprinodon tularosa
Lineage: Eukaryota; Metazoa; Chordata; Actinopteri; Cyprinodontiformes; Cyprinodontidae
Product: transient receptor potential cation channel subfamily V member 1-like
Exons: 15
Coding region: 117-2366 (749 amino acids)
Biological process (GO): calcium ion import across plasma membrane
Cellular component (GO): membrane
Molecular function (GO): calcium channel activity; protein binding
Source: RefSeq, a predicted model, not a curated record
CCAUUUGUUUUUGCAACUCUACACCUGGGGAGUUGGAGCCUCUUUUACCUGCUGUCUGAAGAGAGCUUUAGCAUAUAAAUAGCCGUCAGUUUCUGUUGCUACACUGGUUUUUCAAAAUGAGUAAUGGAGGAAAAGACCAAAAGGACAAAAAGAAGCCAGAAACAGACUCAGGGGAUGAGAAAGGGGGUCUUGAUUGGCUUCUUGAAAACUCCAACUCAGAGACUAGUCCUGUGCCGAUGGACAGCAAUGUUUUACUAUCAAGACCUAAGGCCCCUUCUGACAACAUCUUUGGUACGGCGUUCACAAGGGACAAAGUAUUCAAAGCAGCAUCUCAGGGGGACGCUGCACAGCUUAUCGGCCUGCUUGACUACCUGCAAGUUAAUGAUAAGCGACUUACCAGCCCAGACUUUGUAGAUAAAUCAAAUGGAAAAACAGCACUCUUGAAAGCUUUGCUGAACCUGAAAGAUGGGAAAAAUAACACCAUUGAAGUCCUGAUUGACGUAGCAGACAAGACCCAGGAACUAAAAGGUUUAAUCAACGCAGCGUAUACAGACAAUAGUUAUAAGGGUCAGACAGCCUUGCAUAUUGCCAUUGAAAGAAGGAGCUUUGAUUACGUAAAGCUGUUAGUCCAGAGAGGAGCGGAUGUCCAAGCAAAAGCCAAUGGAAAAUUUUUUCAGCGUAACACUAGGCUUGGAUUUUAUUUUGGUGAGCUGCCUUUGUCCUUGGCUGCCUGCACCAAUCAGCCAGAAAUAGUUUCAUUUCUCAUGGAAAACCCUUAUAGGAGAGCCGAUCCGACUGAUAAAGACUCACAAGGAAACACUGUUUUGCACACUCUGGUGGUGAUAGCAGAUGACACAACAGAAAACACAGAACUUGUUGCAAACAUGUAUGACAAAAUCCUUGUUCAGCACUACAAGCUCAACAAAGACAGCAACGUCCAGCUGGAAUUGAUUGAGAACAACAAAGGUCUCACACCGCUGAAACUAGCUGCCAAACUCGGAAAGAUUGGGCUUUUUAAGCACAUAUUAAACAGAGAAUUUAUGGAUGAGGAAAGACGGCCACUGUCCAGAAAGUUCACAGAAUGGGUCUAUGGACCUGUUCACUCUUCUCUUUAUGACAUGAGUUCCAUCGACACCAAUGAAAAAAACUCUGUGCUGGAGAUUAUCAUCUUUGGGAGCAAAGUUCCUAAACGCACAGAAAUGCUGAGGAUCGAACCUCUACGCAGUCUUCUUCAGGAUAAAUGGAAUAGAUUUGCUUCCAAGUUAUUUUUGAUGAACUUCAUAUUUUAUUCAAUGUAUCUGGCCAUUUUCACCACAGUGGCCUUCUACAGAAAAGACGGAAAGCCACCCUUCCCAGUGGAAAACAACCCAGUUGACCACCUCCGUUGUAUUGGUGAGCUCAUCAGUGUCCUUGGAGCAGUAAGGUUUCUCUAUAAAACUAUAACUAUUUUCAAGAGGAACCCUCCAAGAAUAAGGGCUCUCUUUACUGAUGGAUACAGUGAAUUUCUAUUUUUCCUGCAGGCAAUCCUCCUUCUGGUCUGUGCAAUCUUGUACUGCUGUGGACGGAGGGAAUACGUUGGACUCCUUGUACUGUCUUUAGCUCUUGCCUGGAUUAAUGUUUUGUAUUACACAAGGGGUUCGAAGCAGCUGGGGAUCUACAACGUCAUGAUGCAAAGGAUGAUCCUGGGUGACCUUCUACACUUUUUAUGCGUCUACAUUGUCCUGCUCUUUGGAUUUUCUGCCGCUGUUUGUACCCUGAUUGAUGACUCAACUGAACAAAGCAAUGGAACAUUUCCCAGAGGAAGGACCUUCAAUGUUGAAACAAGCACAUGCGAGAAACCGACUUAUAAUGAUAUCCGCUUUACCACACUGGAACUGUUCAAAUUCACAAUUGGAAUGGGGGAUCUAGAAUUCACUGACCACGUUCAGUACAAAGAAGUUUUCUACAUCCUUCUCAUCUGCUAUAUCGUCCUCACUUAUAUUCUGAUGCUAAACAUGCUCAUCGCUCUGAUGGGCAACACAGUGGAGAGAACUUCAGAACAAAGUGAACCCAUCUGGAACCUGCAGAGAGCUUUUACCAUUUUGGAGAUGGAGAGGACUCUGCCACGGUGGCUGAGGUCAAAGCUGCACUCCAGAGAUUCAGACAUGGUGUGCUUCAAAAGCGACGAGGGCAAGUCUCGUAGAUUUGUCAGAGUGACUGUAAUGAACUGGAAAAAAUGGCGAUCAGAUCUUGGCGUUGAGCUCAAAGAGGACCCUGCAAACGUAGAGAGGGAUGAGGAAAGUUCUGGAAAUCCAUGGAACCUAAAUGUGCUGCUCCGUAAUAUUCGAUCCAGACGACAUCGACAGCAGGAAAACUAUAUUCUCUAGCUAAAAAUAUUAGGAAUAUUCAAAUCUUAAAACUGUGAUUUUUUUUUUCACAUUAUAAGAGAACAGGUUAUGAUCACAUCCUCUGUUCAGGUGCCUUUGUAUGAGUUUAUUUCAACACAUCUACCUCUAACUGUCAAGGAGGUCAUAUUACCUGGUUUGGAUCAUUUAAACUAGAACCUAAUUCAAUUCAAUUCAGUUCAUUUAUAUAGUGCCAAUUUGAAACACAUGUCCUCUCAAGUUACUUUAUAGUUCACCAGAUCAUACAGUCAAAAGCCUACCUCUUCAGAUUUAAGCAUAGAAGUAAGACGUGGCAUUAUGUGUAUGUUUGUAGUCAUCUCAGCUGGAAACCACUGAUCAGGCCUGAAGUCUGGGUGUGCUGAUGAAUUCAGACAUGAUCCUUUAGAGUGAUCAUCACCUGGAGAACAUUUCAAGGAUCAAAGGACUAAUAUCUCAGAGGGACCAUUUUCUUAUUCACAUACUGUAUUAUUCUUAUGAUCAGAUUUAAUUUUAAUCAGUCUUUCUCCAUAGCUAAAACCAAAUGUUUAACAUUAUUAGAGCUUUUUAUAUGAAUUGAAUUGCUGGUAAAGAUUGUAAAGGAAGGAGAAACAUCUUUGUCAAGUAUGGUGCAGGUUUGACGGGACCCAAAUGCAGACACUGAAGCUGAAGGUGGUUACUUGCAGAUUUAAUUAACCAGGGCAACAGAAGCAG